GAAGAAGCGAACAAGGCCUUGAGCCUACGGUGGAGACAAAACCUUUUAAUGCAAAUUCGUCCUGGGAGUGACAUAUCAUGGAUUAUUCCCUGUAGCUGUUGAACAAAAUUAAUUAGCAUUACCGGACAUCCCAGCGAAAGGGACUUGAAACGAAUAGUAUUACCGGACAUCCCUCACUCCUCCCUCUUCUUAUCCUAUACUCUUCAUCACCCAUGUUCACGGCACCAACCACGAAGAAUUUUUUUUUCCCCAUUUCGCCAUCCUAAAUGAUGCGGCCAGGUCUACCCUUUCUUAACCUCUACCCUUUUAUCUACAAGUACUGAGUUUGACCAUGUCACAAGCAUACUGUUGAAAUAGUGAAGAGCAUGAUGUACUAGCAAUGUAGCAACCUUUUGUUAGCAUCACUCAUCAGCUUCCUAGUCCUCUGCUACAACAGCUAUCUAACGCUAUUCUGCUGCCAAAAUGAAGAAUGACAAACUGGCCUUGCCAGAGUCCAUCACUACUUUUGCGGGCAGAACGACACAAUUUGGAGCAGAAUGUUGGUUUGAUGAUGCUUGCAUUCUUGAUAUGGAUUACUUUGUUAAGACUGUAUCCGGAAUUAAAGCCAAGGGAGUACGGCCUGAAUUGAUUGGUUCAAUCAUCGCCCAUUAUUCAUCCAAGUGGCUUCCUGACUUGUCAGGUUCAGGGGAUGAGGUAGAAAAAAGCCUGAUAAAUCUUGAAGAAUCCCCUGAUAGCGUCACAUCUUCUUGGAUGAAGAAGAGGUUUUUCGUCGAAACCCUGGUCGGAAUCCUCCCCCCUGAGAAGGAUUCUGUCCCCUGUACCUUCCUUCUGAGGCUGCUCCGGACCGCCUGCAUGGUUGGUGUUGAGCCCACUUACAGGGUCGAGUUAGAGAAGAGAAUUUCUUGGCAGCUUGACCAGGCUUCGCUCAAGGAUUUCAUGAUACCGUCUUUUAGUCAUACUUCUGGGACAUUGCUUGACGUUGAACUGGCUCUUAGACUGGUCAAAAGGUUCUUGAAUUUGGAUGAAACUUUCAGAAGUGGAGCUGCAUUGAUGAAGGUGGCUAAGCUUGUGGACUCUUACCUUGCUGAAGCUGCGGUGGACUCCAAUUUGGCGUUGUCUGAUUUCAUUGCUCUUGCUGGAGCACUCCCUGCUCAUGCUCGUUCUAUUGAUGAUGGCUUAUACAGAGCCAUUGACACCUAUCUCAAAGCACAUCGGGGAGUAUCAAAGCAAGAAAGGAAGAAUCUUUGCCGAUUAAUCGACAGCAGAAAACUGUCAGCAGAGGCCUCGUUGCAUGCUGCCCAAAACGAGCGUUUGCCGGUGCGGGCAGUAAUUCAAGUGUUAUUCUCAGAGCAAGCAAAGCUCAACAAGCAGAUCGACUGGAGUGGAUCCUUCAGCGGCACCCGUAGCCCGAACAUGGGGCUAGAUCUCCCUGCCAGGUGCAUGUCAAAGCGAGAAAUGAAUGCUCAGCAGUUGGAGAUCAAGAAGCUCAAAGAAGAUGUUUUAAGGCUUCAAAGCCAAUGCAUGAACAUGCAAGGACAAAUUGAGAGAUUAUUGGAGAAAAAGAAGGGACUUUUCAGUUGGAAGAAGAUUGUAAUGCCUUCGUUUAGAGCCAACAAGUUAACUAACGUUGAAGGAGAAGGUGAUUUUGGAAGACAAACUCCUGUUGAUGUCAAGACUAGGCUUGUCCAAGGCAAAAAACCACCCAAAUGGAGGAAUUCUAUGUCUUGAGAUUGACGUUGAAAAUGGAUUCUAAAAUGUUGGAUUUCUCAAUAAUGCUUUGUAAUUGUAUAACAAUAUGUUUAGUUUUUCAAGUAUCAUUCGGUAACUUAAAAUGUUCACUUCUGGAGAAUAAUACCCUGAUUUUCCUAA
Messenger RNA from Coffea eugenioides, 1869 nucleotides. RefSeq names its product root phototropism protein 3-like. The transcript is spliced from 2 exons. Bases 463 to 1728 code for a protein of 421 amino acids. Lineage: Eukaryota; Viridiplantae; Streptophyta; Magnoliopsida; Gentianales; Rubiaceae. The record is from RefSeq and is a predicted model, not a curated record.